ACUUUAAGGAGGCAAAAGGACUGACGUGGAGAAAAAGAGAGAUAGAGAGAGAGAGAUAUCAGCAUUAAACAAAUGAGAGAGAUUAUAUAAGAGAAAUGAGUCGACGUUUUUGAAUUUCAACAGCUAUAAAUUCUCUAAUUUCCCUCUGUUAAUUUCCAUAAAAUUCAAUACCCAUCUCCAAAAACCUUACCUUUUCAAAACCCAGAUCUCAGUUUCUUUCAAUUUGAUGAAAAUUUUGUUCCUUUUGAUCAAUCUUUAUACUUCUCUGUUUUUGAAGUUCUGUUAUUUUGUUUGGCUGCCUCAAGCGACAGGAACUUGUGUUGUUGACUUCUUUGUUCAAGAAUCAGCCUGAAACUUCGUUCUUUUGCAUCUUUCUAUCCUUCUGUCUGUAUAAUCCUCUUAUGAUGAUGGUCUUGUAGCGAUUAAAUUACCCAGUUAUUGAAAUUUUAUUUUUAAUCCAUUUAUUUAUCUCAAAGUAAAACAAACACAAUCCCAUAAUUCCCUCCAGCUUUCCAGGAAAAGAUUUGUCUGAUUCUCUUAUUUUUGAAUUCUGUCUUCAGUGUGUCCGAUUCUUAAACUAUCCAGUUACCACCUCUGAUUCUCAAUUCAAUUUCCUCUGUUUUCUCUGUUUUUAAAUCCAUUAAACCCUUCAAAUUCUCCAUUAAAAUUCCAACAUGAAAAUUCCCAAAGAUAGAAUCAGAUUCAAUGUAGGAGGCAGAAUCUUUGAAACAACCUCAACAACUUUAGCUAAUGCAGGAAGAAAUUCAUUUUUUGGUGCAUUAUUUGAUGAUAACUGGUCGUUUAUCAUCAAUGAUACGAAUCCCAAUAGUGAAUUCUUUAUUGAUAGAAAUCCUGAUUGUUUCAGUAUCCUCCUUGAUCUCCUCCGCACCGGUGAUCUUCACAUCCCUUCUCAUGUCCCCGAAAGAAUGCUUCAUAAAGAGGCCGCAUUUUAUGGUCUUUUAGACCAUGUAAGAUCAGCCAAAUGGGGUCCAUUUGAUGGCAAUAGGCUCCGUCAUUCCCGGUCAGUGACCGGUCGGGCCCCGGGGGAUGGCACUGCCAUUCGUGCUGGGCCAGAUGGUGGGUGCUGUGUAGCUCACGGUAGCAUGGUUCAUGUGUAUGAUUGGAUGAUGGAAGAACACCCACCAAUUAAUCUUGAUUAUCAAAGAGUUAAUGAUGUGGGUUGGAUUGAUUCUGAGAAUGUGAUUGUUAGUGCUUGUGAACGAUUAGGCCGUGGUGAUGGGGGGAUGGGAUUGUUUAGUAAGAGUACUGGGGAGUUGAGGUAUAAGUUUCAAGUUUGUCAUGAAAAUCAAUUUAAGAGUUAUACAGCUGGAGCUUUGAGUACUAGUUCUGAUUAUAGAAUUUUUACUAGUUGUAAAGGAAGGAGCAAUGAGUAUGGUAUUGGAGUGUGGGACCAAAUUACUGGUAAACAGAUUGAUUUCUUUUAUGAGAGUCCAGGUUGGUCAUUAGGUGAUGCUGAUAAAUUGCAGUGGUUGAAUGGAAGUAAUUGUUUGUUGGUGGCUACUUUGUUUCCUAGAAAGGAUAAUUGUUACAUUAGUUUGUUGGAUUUUAGAGAGAAGAGGAUGGUUUGGUCUUGGUCUGAUAUUGGUGCUCCUAUAACUGUGGAUGAGAAACGAGUUCGUGAUGCUAUAGCUAUGGAGGAUUGUAAUUCUAUUUGUGUGGUGAACGAGUAUGAGGAUUUGGGGUUUAUGGAUUUGAGAAUUAGUGGAGGAAGUGUGAGGUGGAGCUCAAGGAGUCGACUGAUGAAGGGGAAGAUGCCUGAUGAGCCUUGUUAUCCCAAACUGGCAUUACAUGAGGGACAGUUGUUUUCAUCAAUGGAUGAUUGCAUAUCUAUGUUUUGUGGUCCUGACUGGGUAUUGACAUCCAGGCUUCGACGGAGUUAUGGAGGUUCAAUUUGUGAUUUUUCGAUUGGUGGAGAUCGACUCUUUGCACUUCACAGUGAGGAAAAUGUCUUUGAUGUAUGGGAGACUACACCUCCUCCAAUUAUAUGAUUCAGCUUAUAAGGUGUGCUUGGUUUUGCAGUUAAUGUUUCUUACAUUUAGAUAUAAGUUCUUUCUCACAUAUUUUCCCCCAUAAUUUAUAGAGGAUAGAAGAUGGAUUUCUAGUUAAGCUUUUAGGUUAGAUAAAAAUAGCUAGGGAAUGGAAAUGUUUUAUGUGUAUAUAGCCUUCAAAUACCAUGUAACUUAGAGCAAUGAGUUUGUAUGGGUUUUGCCCAUUCUCCCAGAAUGAAACUGAUUGUCAUUAUUACAGAAAUGAAACUGCUUGCUUCAAACUAAUGUGAAGAGAAGAAUUUUCAA
Ricinus communis (castor bean) is the source of this 2315-nucleotide messenger RNA. RefSeq names its product BTB/POZ domain-containing protein At2g24240. The record is from RefSeq and is a predicted model, not a curated record. Gene Ontology annotation, biological process: protein homooligomerization. Bases 675 to 2009 code for a protein of 444 amino acids. The transcript has a single exon. NCBI's taxonomy places the organism in Eukaryota, Viridiplantae, Streptophyta, Magnoliopsida, Malpighiales, Euphorbiaceae. Gene Ontology annotation, molecular function: protein binding.